Messenger RNA from Trypanosoma cruzi, 2352 nucleotides. Its product is annotated as surface protease GP63, putative. Gene Ontology annotation, biological process: proteolysis; cell adhesion. The coding region runs from base 1 to 2352 and encodes 783 amino acids. The transcript has a single exon. Gene Ontology annotation, cellular component: cytoplasm; membrane. Gene Ontology annotation, molecular function: metalloendopeptidase activity. NCBI's taxonomy places the organism in Eukaryota, Euglenozoa, Kinetoplastea, Trypanosomatida, Trypanosomatidae. The record is from RefSeq and is a predicted model, not a curated record.
AUGCUCCGCCAGCUUUGCUGCGCGCUGCUCCUGUUGCUGUGCACCGGUGGCGGCCUCGUCAUUGCGGUGCCGCACCAUUGCGUGUUUGAUCGCCUGCCACGGAACGUUGGCGAAGUGACGGGCGGGGAGGAGCCGGCCAGUCCUGUCACUGUGUCCGUGGGCAGUGACUGGGCGCCCCUCCGAAUCAAGGUGUUUGCGGAUGACCUGGAGGGGUUGGGGGGAUUCUGCACCAGGGCCGGGGAGCAUAUAAACAUGUUUUUUGGCAAGGAGAUGGUCUGCCAGGAGGAGGACAUUCUGACGGAGGAGAAGGUGGACAUUCUCGAGAACGUGAUUCUUUCCGAGGCGGCGAAGAUGCACAGCGAGCGUCUGCUGGUGCGGCCGCUGGAUGGCCCGCUGGUCGUGCCGAGGUUCCGUGAGGGCAGUGUUUGCGGGAAGUUUCCAGUGCCGGAGGAGCACCACACGGAUGGGGUGCCCGAUGCGGACAUGGUGCUGUACGCGACUGCUGUUCCGACGUUCAAGCCGACCUUUGCGUGGGCGAUGCCGUGCGCGACGUUGGGCCCGCGAGGGCGUCCUGUUGUUGGCGUCAUCAACUACAACCCGCGCCACAUCGAGAACACGUCGCAGCACAUCCGCGUGGCUGUGCACGAGAUGGCGCACGCCCUCGGCUUCAUUGUGGCGGACAUGGAGGAGCAGGCGCUGGUGAAGCGGGAGGUGGGUGUGCGUGGGAGGAGCAGUGUCCACGUUGUGAAUUCCCGCAAUACGCUGGAGCAGGCAAGGCACCACUACGGCUGCGAGUCAGCGCCGGGCAUGGAGCUGGAGUUUGCGCCGCCAAUGCGGAAUCCGGCGGCGCCAGGAGGGAAAGCAACACCACCACCACCACCAGCACCAGGAGCACCAGCAAAAGUAUCACCGAAGCCAUCAUCAUCAGAAACAGCACCUUCAGCAGGAACACCACCAACACAAUCUGCGCAAUCAGCACCGGCGGCGCCAUCACCGGGUUCAGCGGCACUACAGGGACCGGGGCAACCACCACAAGCAUCAAAACCACAACCACAACCACAAGCGGCGAGCUUGCCUUCAGGGGGCACGAAUAACUUACAAGGAAAUGGUUUGCGUUCGGAAGGACGGUCUUCAACGGAAGCAACAGCCGCUUCAGGAAGAAGAAAUGUAAUUCGGCAUGUCACAGAUGCGGAACGAAGGGCAGAAGGAGAGAGGCCCAAACGUCCCCAUCCCGGAUCCAGAUCAGGGCUUACCGAUGGUCCACCAAUGUACCUACCAGGAGGAGGAAGAGGAUAUGGCCUGCCAGGCGGAGGAGCUGCUGGGCCAAGGGGUAGGCCAGGCGCAGGAGGAGCUGGUAGGCAACCAGCGAGGCCAGGCGCAGGAGCAGGAAGCGCGCAAACUCUCAAGCUGCGUGCGGCCCAACAUAUUUCCGCAUCAACGCAGGCAGCGGCGGACGGAACCCUCUCAACGGGCACCACGCUCACGGUGGUGGAGAAGCAGUGGAGGCCGCCUUCGUGGCUUGGCCUGAUGUCUCACUGGGGGCGGCGGAACGCGAAGGAUGAGCUGAUGGCGAGCUUCGUUGUUUCCGGCUACUACACCGCGAUCACGAUGGCGCUGUUCACCGACCUCGGCUACUACAAGGCAAACUUCGAGAUGGCGGAGCCGAUGAGCUGGGGCAGCGGAGCCGGCUGCGCGCUGCUGACCGACAAGUGCGUGACGGACGGUGCCACGCUGUACCCUGAUAUGUUCUGCACCGACUCGAGCGACGCCACUCUGCGGUGCACGUCUGACCGCCAGUCGCUGGGGACCUGCGCAAUUUACCAGGACGAUAACAUCCCACCGGAGUUCCAGUACUUCGCCACCAAGCAGGGCUCCAGGCGAGGGGCCAUGAUGGAGUACUGCCCCUUCAUCGCGCCAAUGAAUGGCACUGGGUGCAUGGAUGGCGACGAGGCCAUCAUGCCUGGGAGCGUUGUUGGCCCGUCCUCGCGCUGCUUGACUGGGGAGAACCUCCGGAUGGGCAGUACGGUUGUUGGUGACGUGUGCGUGCAGUUGAGGUGUGGUGAGGGCACGCUAAGUGUGCGGUACAGGGGCAGCGAGGAGUGGCAUCCCUGUGCACCGGGUCAGACGCUGACGCCCCCGGCGCCAUUCACGGCGGGCAGCAUAAGAUGCCCCUUGUUCAGCGAUGUCUGCCUCACCAUGUUGAAGCACAGUGAUGCGAGCAGCACCGACGUGGAAAGCCACCCGAAACACCUUGCGAUGAUCAGAAAUAACGAUGGCAGCGCUCUGGCGGUCACUUCUGCGCCGCUUCUUCUCCUCCUCAUUGUGAUCGGCACGGUGAUUGUCGCACCCUGA